Molecule: messenger RNA, 1912 nt
Organism: Fomitopsis serialis
Lineage: Eukaryota; Fungi; Basidiomycota; Agaricomycetes; Polyporales; Fomitopsidaceae
Exons: 5
Coding region: 331-1899 (522 amino acids)
Biological process (GO): protein deubiquitination
Molecular function (GO): cysteine-type deubiquitinase activity
Source: RefSeq, a predicted model, not a curated record
GGCACUGGUUCGGCUCGGCUCAGUUCAGCCGGCCGUGGCCCCAAGAAAGCCCAUCUGGUGGAUCUCGUUGUUCACGACUGAAGGCAUUGUUCGCCCUCUUCAGCCUCUGUUCGUCGAACGCAAACGCCUCUUUCUAUCGCAGAGUUGAAGCCUUCCCCAGACCUUCGAGACCGCAGUGCUCCUGGGAGGAGGCUGGAUUUGGGCGGCUUGCACACUUGUUUUGCCGUGUCCGAGGUCCACGGCAGGACCCGGAACCGCGUGGCUGGCUGCUGUCCUGGACGACGAGGCGAGGAGCACCGACGACGAGCAGACGAAUCCACCCACAGAGCGAUGGGCACAUCCAAGAGGAAGGCUGCGAAGCCCCCGCCGCAACUGCGCUCCCGCACAACGAGGAGCAGAGGCAAGCCCCUAAACCUCUCUGAUCCUGCAGAGAAUAGCCAGCUGCUCAAUGAGCAGCUGCGCGCCAUGGGGCUCUAUGCUGCCCCGACCCUCGGCGACGGGAACUGCCUUUUCCGCGCGCUCUCCGACCAGCUUUACGGCACUCCUGCGUACCACCUCAGACUGCGGCAGGAAAUCUGCGACUGGAUAGAAUCUCACAAGCAACGCUACGAGCCCUUUGUCGAUGACGAACGGGGUCUCGACGUCCAUCUACAAUGCAUGCGACAACCAGCGACGUACGGCGGGCACCUCGAACUAUCCGCCUUCGCACACAUGAAGCGCCGUGACGUCAAAGUCAUCCAGCCCGGGCUCGUCUACGUUAUCGAGUGGGCCGCGGGUGCCGACGCCGACGACGACGACGCAGACAACGCCCCCUCGACAUCGUCCGCACCGUCCGCGCCUACUACAGCGGUCGAGUCAUCGGGCAACGAGCGCGAGAAACGGCGCGCGGCGCGCGACCGCAAGCGCGCAGAGAAGGAGCGCGAGAAGCUCCCGCCGCCGCCCGAGCCGUCAGAAGAGGACGACCCUCCUGGUCCAGUCUACGUUGCAUAUCAUGAUUGGGAGCACUUCUCAUCAAUACGGAACCUGCGAGGUCCAGCCACGGGCCUGCCUAAUGUCGUCGAGAUGCCAGCACCCGAUGAAUCGAGGCCUCCUUCUCCGGUGCCAGCCAAGAAGAAACCAGUGUCGAAGGUCAAGACAAAGCCAGAGCCAAAGGCGAAGCCCGAAUCGAAGGCCAAACCUGAGUCGAAAGCGAAGGGUAGAGUAGCUGCACUCGCCGAAGCCGGCGCUUCGGAACCACAAACACCAUCGCAGAUCCCGCUGCCCUCAUCCCGCUCCGUAUCACCGAUCCCUUCUGCAGCAACGCUGCCGUCAGACGCGAACGAGGCCGUCUCAUACCGCUCGCCCAAGCGGACGUUCGACGAGUCGUCUGCGUCGUCGCAGGGCCAUUCCGACUCGCAGAGCGCGUCCAAGCGGCAGAAGAGCUCCUCGCGGCCGUCGUCAAAGACUCCUCGGGACAGUGAGCCUCCACUGCCGGGCAGUGCCCCGCACGGCAUGGACAUGCUCGUCGACGACGCGGACAUCGACACGCCCGAACUGUCGGCGUCGGGUUCGUCGUCUGCAUCCGAGAGCUCCCUUUCCUCUUGCUCGUCGCCGGCACCCUCACCGCCCCCCGUCGUGGUGCCGCCCUCUCCAGUCCAGCCGCGCCUCACACGCCGGCAGCGCAAGGCUCUCGGUCUGCCGAAGCCGCGCUCGGCGCUCGUGGCCAGCGCGACGGCGAAGACGAGGGGCGCGGGGAAGAUCGUCAUUCCGGGCGGGAAGUCGAAGAAGUUCAAACCUGUGGUGCAGGACACGGGCGCCGGCGAGGACGAGGAGGACGUGGACGUGGAUGCGAGCGCGGAGUGGAGGCAGAACGGCACGGGCCGCGUGGACGUGCGGGGGUUCCGCGAGCUGAAGAUUUAGCGGCGCGCGCGCU